GUUGUGCCAGACAGUGUGCAUUGUUUGUAUAGCUAUUCUGAUGGUCUGUGUGUAUAUGUGUAUGUUCACAUUUGGUCAGUGUUUCUGUGUGUGUGCAUGUGUGUGCGUGUGUGUCUUGUGUACUGAGUAGUAAUGUCCAGCACGGAACAUCUCAGUGUUUCUGUGCAAAUGGGAGAUGAGGUGGGAAGUCAGGUUGGCCAGUCCUGCCUGAAUCCUUAUAUGUGUGCGUUGUGUACCCUUCACACAUACCCGCAAGUUUUCUCCAUUGGGGUCCUGCGUGAGUCCCUGUGUGUGCUGGGGGAGCCAUCACAGUGCCUGGUUACCCUCUGUGUUUGCCCAUCACUGUGUCCCAGAAGUUAAUCCCACCAGCCCAUGUCAGUGUGAAUCCCUGUCAGGUUGGGUGAGUUUGUGUUGUGGGGCCAUCAACCCUCAUCACACACACACAUACACACUGAACCCUGCAUCUGGGUCCCGUGCACGCUCACUUGCUGUGAGAGCCAUCCUGUACCUCCCUGUCUCUCAUGUGUGCCCAUCACCAUGUGCUUGGGAGGCUGCCUUCUGCUGAGCCCUGGGUCAGCCCCUAGGUGGAUGUGUGUCUUGUGUGAUGAUCACACACAUACAUACACAGUGCCCUCCAUCUGGGACCAGUGUGUGUGGUAGGUGCCAUCCCUGCCCCCCCCCCACGUGUGUUCAUUGCUAUGUGCAGGAGUGGAAGUGCCCUGGGGACCCUGUAGAGGUUGUGUAUUGUGGGGCCUUCGUGACCCCUGUACUUGCUGGCUGACGGCACCCCUCUCUCCCUGUCCUGCAGGCCCCAGGGAGAGCCAUGGCCCGAGCACAUCAGGAGGGCAGCUCCCCGGAGCCCGUAGAGGGCCUGGCCCGAGAGGGCCCUCGCCCCUUCCCGCUCAGCCGCCUAGUGCCCUCGGCUGUGUCCUGCGGCCUCUGCGAGCCCGGCCUGCCCGCCGCCCCCGCCGCCCCUGCCCUGCUGCCAGCUGCCUACCUCUGCGCCCCCACCGCCCUGCCCGCUGUCACUGCCGCCCUAGGGGGCCCCCGCUGGCCUGGGGGUCCCCGCAGCCGCCCCCGAGGCCCACGCCCCGACGGUCCUCAGCCUUCACUCUCGCCCGCGGAGCAGCACCUGGAAUCGCCGGUGCCCGGCGCCCCGGGGGCCCUGGCGGGCGGCCCCACCCAAGCAGCCCCGGGAGUCCGGGGGGAGGAAGAGCAGUGGGCCCGAGAGAUCGGGGCCCAGCUGCGGCGAAUGGCGGACGACCUCGACGCACUGUAUGAGCGGCGGAGACAAGAGGAGCAGCAGCGACACCGCCCCUCACCCUGGAGGGUCCUGUACAAUCUCAUCAUGAGACUGCUGCCCUUACACAGGGGCCGCGGAGCCGCCGAGAUGGAGCCCAAUUAGGUGCCUGCACCUGCCCGGUGGACGUCGGGGACUUGGGGGGCAGGACCCUCCCACUCCUGACGCCCUGGCCAGCGCAGGGGACGUUUUCUGCACCAUGUAGCAUACUGGACUACCAGCCCUGCCUGUCCCGGGGGCGGGCCAGGGCAGCCACUCCAGACCCAGCCCCGGCCUAGCCUGGGGUGCACUGAUGGAGACGUGGACUCCUGGGUCCCUGGCUGAGAAGCCAGGGGAGAGAGGGCUGAUGGACUCAGCGUCUGAAGGCGGCGGUGACCGAGGGGGUGGGGACUGAGCCGCCCGCCUCUGCCGCCCACCACCAUCUCAGGAAAGGCUGCUGGUGCUGGCUGCCCGUUCCAGCUGCAGGGGUGCCACUGGGGGGUCUCCCUCCCAGUGCUCCUUCACUUUGGGUCUGACCUCAGGCCCCUGGUGCUUCCCCCCCUCCUCCUGGGGAGGGGGCCCGUGAAGAACAAAUGAGCCAAACGUGACCACUAGCCUCCUGGAGCCAGAGAACGGGGUGCGUCUGACCGCUGCCCCAGCCCAGCGCCCAGCCAUCUUCCCUGAGCCAGCCGGCGGGUGGUGGGCAUGCCUGCCUCACCUUCAUCUGGGGGUGGCCAGGAGGGGCCCAGACUGUGAAUCCUGUGCUCUGCCCGUGACCACCCCCCGCCCCAUCAAUCCCAUUGCAUAGGUUUAGAGAGAGCACGUGUGACCACUGGCAUUCAUUUGGGGGGUGGGAUAUUUUGGCGAAACCGCCCCAGCCUUAGUCCCCAGGGCGAAGCGCUGGGGGGAAGACGGGGAGUCAGGGAGGGGGGAAUCUCAGAAGAGGGAGGAGUCUGGGAGCGGGGAGGGAUGGCCCAGCCUGUAAAUUACUGUAUAUGCGCUGCUGUAGAUACCGGAAUGAAUUUUCUGUACAUGUUUGGUUAAUUUUUUUUGUACAUGAUUUUUGUAUGUUUCCUUUUCAAUAAAAUCAGAUUGGAACA
Molossus molossus (Pallas's mastiff bat) is the source of this 2379-nucleotide messenger RNA. RefSeq names its product BCL2 binding component 3 (gene BBC3). The transcript is spliced from 3 exons. Gene Ontology annotation, cellular component: mitochondrion. The record is from RefSeq and is a predicted model, not a curated record. Gene Ontology annotation, biological process: execution phase of apoptosis; positive regulation of apoptotic process; positive regulation of release of cytochrome c from mitochondria. NCBI's taxonomy places the organism in Eukaryota, Metazoa, Chordata, Mammalia, Chiroptera, Molossidae. The coding region runs from base 824 to 1405 and encodes 193 amino acids.